CCCAUCUUCCCUCCUAUCAUUCACAAGUGAAUGACUUCGGGGGGGAAUAGUGUAAGGGCAGCCACACGAGACAAGACAAGGUGCAGAGCUCAGAGCCAACUCUGCACAGAGCCAACCACACCUCGGCUGCAGAGCUCAGGGCAGCCACACGAGACAAGACAAGGUGCAGAGCUCAGAGCCAACCACACCUCGGCUGCAGAGCUCAGAGCUAACCGCACCUCGGCACUUCGCCGUGGGUGUAUGACAGCCACAAUAGGCACACCCUCAUCUGAUCACUCGUCUGUACCAGAACACCCCUUCUCAAGGAACCUGCUCCGCCAGAACGCACCACGCGCAUUUAAUGCGGUUGCUCCGUUAAGGCACGUUACACCCACCUAAAACGUCUACUCCGUCAGGCGCACCAUGUCACCAUUAU
Molecule: messenger RNA, 415 nt
Organism: Rubroshorea leprosula
Lineage: Eukaryota; Viridiplantae; Streptophyta; Magnoliopsida; Malvales; Dipterocarpaceae
Source: the annotation of a GenBank genome assembly